This is a messenger RNA of Spirodela intermedia, 548 nucleotides long. The record is from the annotation of a GenBank genome assembly. NCBI's taxonomy places the organism in Eukaryota, Viridiplantae, Streptophyta, Magnoliopsida, Alismatales, Araceae.
AUGGCUCCCUCAGUCACCCUCGCGCGCUUCGGCUUCGCCCUCCUGCUCGUCGCCGUAUUUUCUCCCUCCCGCUGUGAAGGUUAGUGCAACAUCCUCACCAUUCUCUUUCUCCGGGGUUCUCUCUGUACAGCUUCUUCUAGGGAUAACUAAGUAUCAAUCCUUCACUCUCAACCUGCAGCACAGAACCCAUCCUCAAUCGUAGACAACGCCAUUCUCUGCUUCAACAACACAUCCGUAAGCCGAUUACUCCUCUCUCUCUCUCUCUUUCUGUGGUACCUUUUAUCAUGAUCUGACGGUCCGAAGGGGUUAAACAGAUCUACAGGAACUGCCAGGAGCAGUAUAGGUUGACGGCGAACGGGACGCUGAAUGUGUCUGGAAACGCCGUCGACGCCUUCUGCAGCGGGCCCUGUUUGGCCGAAACUCAGCUCGUUCUUAAGUGCAUCGACGGGAUAUUGUCUAACUUCAAUUUCUACAAUGGAGCGACGAUAAGGGCUGUCAACGCUACGAUCCUCAUUGCUUGUGGAAGCGGCAUUGGAAGAGGUAAUUAG